Molecule: messenger RNA, 1814 nt
Organism: Trachymyrmex cornetzi
Lineage: Eukaryota; Metazoa; Arthropoda; Insecta; Hymenoptera; Formicidae
Product: coiled-coil domain-containing protein 50
Exons: 5
Coding region: 689-1711 (340 amino acids)
Source: RefSeq, a predicted model, not a curated record
UAUUAUUUUUUCUAAUUCAAAGAAGAAAAACCGAUCAGUACCGACCGUACGUGAGAGAUAACUGACGUUUCUAUUGAUAGGUGGCCGCGAUAUCGUUGACCCCAGCACCAGUCAAUAGUUAUAUAUAGGUUAGGUUAGGCUCCUUUCUCUUCACAAUUACUUCAAGCUGCUCCCGUUUUGUUUCACCCCUUUCACCGUGCGCGCGUGCUCGACAUCCAUUCACCAAUUCAUCGCCACUACUACGCGUCAUUACUAUUUUACUAUCCUCAAAAAACCAACAAUCUUGUCCACGAAUCGUGAUAAUUGCUUUGUUUGACUUUGUUCGCGGCUUCGGUUAUAAAAGAUUUGCGCUCAUUCUACAUUAAGUACAAAAGAAAUUCAAUAUUUCUCACAUUACUCUAAUGACUUUUCACAUUUGAAAAAAAUAAAUUUCAAGGACUUUAUUUGUAAAAUUUUUUUGCGCUGUGCCAGGGCUGAGAAAUCGAAAGGAAAUCAUUUAUAAACCCUUGUUCCACUCACACAUGCGUGUGUGACAUUCACAACCAGUGACAGCCGUUUCAUGUAGUUUCAAGAUGGAGAGAAAACAAUGUCGUGACUACUGCUCUCACACAAGGGGGUUGUAAACACAGCCUGGGUCGUCGGUGAAUCUGUUAGUUUUGCGUGAGAUCGACAAGAACAGAAAAGUGUAAUGGCGAAAUCUGUGCUAAGUUCGGACACGAUGCCAAAGGCCGGUCGUGUAAACGAAGUAUGCCGCGAAUGGUUGGUACAUGAAGACGGGGCAUUGGCUUAUCGGCUUCAAGAUGAAGAAAUUAAGGAACAUUAUACCGGCAACAAAACACGUAAUGCACAAGUGAGAGAAGAUGUGCCACGAGCCAAAGUCGAACAGGAAUUAGAAGCGCUAAAAUAUCAAUCUUAUAUUCAACAACAGGAAGAGAGAGAUGCGCUUGUCGCAAGACAGAUUGCACUUUCUUUGGAGCGAGAAGAGAAGCAGAAAGAGCGCGAAUUGCAAGAAAUGAUGAGAUUACAGUUAAGAUUGGGAGAUGAAGCUAUGCAGCAAGAGUUUGAAAAACGUAUGCAAGAAGAAAAAGAUGAGGAGCUGGCGAAAAAGUUACAAAAAGAAGAAGAAAAUCAUGACGAUCCGGAAGAUGAGCAAUUUAUAUUGGAUCAAAAAUUAGCGAUGGAGGCGCAAGAUGCUGAGUUGGCACGAAUGCUUCAGGAUAAGGAGCGUGCAAAGGCUCGUAAAGCGCGAGAAAGGGUGAAACAGAAGAAGCUAGAGCGGGAGCGUCUGCAACAACAACAGCAACAGGCAGAUGAACAAGAUCUCACCGAACGACCUCAAAGACCAGACAGACUGGACUUGAAGACCCUGUCAAACAAGAAUCGAACCCGUUAUCCUGCCAAUUAUUCUCAUUAUUCAGAUCCUGAGGAAAUCCAUACGUUGGACAGUCCCGACAAUGUGCGAGAAGUGGCAAAUGUCGCAACCAUUAUCGAUCCUACUUACAGUAUGCAUAGAGGUACUUUUUCGAGCAGCUCGAGCAGCACAAUAAGCCCCACUUAUGUUUUACCGACGCCACCACAAGAGCUAAUGACAGAUGAUAUACCGUGUUAUAUGCCGAUUCAAGGCCAGCGACGAAAUCAGGCUCAAUCACCAUCCAACGUCCAAGAGGAGAAACACAAGCGGCGAGUUAAAGAUGGGUGUAAGCAUCAGUAAGAAACAUAAAGCUGAGAGAGAUUAAUAUUUUUUAUAAAAAUUUUUUUUUUAUUGUCAUCAAACGAUGACACAAAUUAACAAGCAGUAUUCAUUUCUAAGAUCU